CCUCCAUGUCUCCCUCGCUCGCCCCGGUUCUCUUCGGUACAAACCCUCCAGUUCUCUGACCGCCUGCUCUCAGUGUGUGUCCGUGUGUGUCCCCGGGUGACAGGGAUGCUCAGGUUCUGGUUUAAAGCGGCGGUGGUCCUCUGGCUCGCCCCCGAGUGUUCGGGAGCUGCAGCCCGGCUGUACACGGAGGAUGACCCGUUGGUGAUCCUGAGCGGCAGCAGCCUGAAGCCCACCGUUAGUAACUCGUCCUCGGCCUGGUUGGUACAGUUCUACUCCUCCUGGUGCGGUCACUGCAUCCAGUACUCCAGCACAUGGAAGACACUUGCCCUGGACGUUAAAGACUGGCAUCCUGCCAUCAGUGUGGCGGUAGUGGACUGUGCUCAGGAGGAGAACUUUGACGUCUGUAAAGAGUACAGCAUCAAGUUUUACCCAACAUUCAAAUAUUUCCAGGCUCAUGCUGCACCAUCAGACACAGGAACCAUUUACAGAGGUGCAGACAGACAGAUUCAGUCAGUGAGACAGUUGAUGGUUAACAUCCUGCAGAAUCACACCAGGCGGGACUGGCCAGAUCACUGUCCUCCUUUAGAAGCUUACAGCUCUGCGGAGCUGCUGUCUUUGUUAGGUCAAAGGUCAAAUCACUACACCGCUAUCAUCAUAGAGGAUCCGGCCUCUUAUGUUGGACGAGAGGUGAUUCUGGACCUGCUGCAGUUUUCUCAUGUGGUGGUAAAGCGAGCACUGAGCACUGAUCUCCCCCUGCUGGAUGCUCUGAAAAUCACAAGCUCCCCCUCCAUCUACCUGCUGCACCCCAACGGGACGCACACACUCCUGCAUGUAGAGAAGCGACUACGUUUCUUCUUUUCCUCAUUGCUGAGGACGUUACCUGGAGUUCAACGCAGGUUUAAGUCAGAAGGUGCCAGUAUUGGUCAGAUGGUGGCGCAGCCUGACAAACAGAGCACAGAACCAUGGAGAGAUUUUAACAGGUCCCAGGUGUACACAGCUGAUCUGGAAUCAGCUCUCCACUAUCUGCUGAGAGUCGAGCUGGCGACCCAUAAUAUCCUGAAGGGGGAGGAGCUAAAGGUCUUCAAAGACUUUGUCAUCGUUGUCGCAAAGCUGUAUCCAGGUGGUGGUUCAGUGGUGAAGCUGAUGGAGACUCUAUCUGAUUGGCUGCUCAGUCUACCACUGCAGCAAAUCCCCUACCAGGCCAUCCUGGAUCUGGUAGACAACAAAAUGAGGAUCUCAGGUGUGUUCCUGGGGAAGGAGCUUCGGUGGGUCAGCUGUCAGGGCAGCAGGGCGGGGCUUCGAGGUUACCCAUGUUCACUGUGGACUCUCUUUCAUGUUCUGACUGUCCAACAUGAUGCCAAGCCUGCCACACUGAAAAACACAGGCCUGGAGAGCCAGGCGGCUCCGGUGCUGCAGGUGAUGCGUCGGUACAUCAGGACGUUCUUCGGCUGUGAGCUGUGCGGUCAACACUUCGAACAGGCAGCCGCUGUCAGUAUGGACAAGGUUCAAAACCAAGAGCAGCAGAUUCUGUGGCUGUGGAACCAACACAACAUGGUCAACUACAGACUGGCAGGCACACUGAGUGAUGACCCCCUCUUCCCUAAAGCUCCAUGGCCGAGCCCCUCCCUCUGCCCCUCCUGCCACGAGGAGAAAGAUGGCAUCCACGUCUGGAACCAAGACAAUGUCCUCCACUUCCUCCGACAUCACUAUGGAGCCUCCAACCUCUCCCCCAAAUACUCUUUGACUCCUCCGCGACUCCUUGCACCUCCUGCAAACCCCAAUCCUGUGCACACCGGCAAGCCUCAGGAGAAGCAACAAGGAGGGGGAGGAGAAGAGAGGAAGGAGGAGAAGAGAGUGCGUGAUGGGCAACAGCAGCCUCGGCCCGGUCUCCAGGCCCAGAAGGAGGAGGGUAGGAGUGAGGUGCCAAGGAGAGGAGGGGGUGGAGGAGGAGGAGCAGCAGCAGCAGUAGUACCAGCAGGAGGAGGAGUGUGGAUCCUGGGUCUGGAUUUUAACAGUGUGGACAUGAGUCUCUGUGUGGUCCUGUACAUCUGCUCCUGCCUCUUCCUCAUGCUCCUCUUCUUCUUCUUCAAAGUUAGAUCCAGGAGGUGGAGACUAAAAUACUCCCGCCUCCACGUUUGACAGGGUUGAUCUGGACCGGACUGGUUUAUACAGAGCUAUGUCAGUGUGAUCCAGUGUUUGUGUUUCUCAAACUUGCACAACUUGAUUCACCCAAAUCAUGAAAGGAACUGAAUGUAGUGAUCUAUAGGCAUCCUUGUGACCCAGAUUAACCCCACCCCCUUCUGAAGGUGUUGAAUUCUCUCCAUUCUCCUGAGAGCUAAAUGGAGAACCUGGUCUGGUCAGGUUUUAUUGUUUUUAUUCAGGUCAAAUGGAUAUGCGUCUUGUUUUUACUAGUCUCACGUCAGAUCCACAUUCUGUUCUCUAUUUACAACCUGUUGCACUGUGUUUCAUGUGGACUGGACCAGAAACAGAUUUGUGAUGGACAUGGACAGACCCCCAAACCUGGACUGGACUUGAUAAGAUUCUUUCUGUUGGAUGGAGUCUCUGAGUGCCAAACAUUUAACCUGCUGACAGUGUGUGUGUGUGUGUGUGUGAGACAGAGAGAAGCCUGUAUUUGUUGUUACUGUGUAACAUGGACCCGUCCUAAUGAAUUCAUCUCUUUUAGUCAGACUCACUGAUUGAUCGAGUAACGUUAUUGAUGGAGUGUAUAUAUUUAAUUGUUCUGUUUUUUUUUUGUUUUUUUUUGGCUAAUGUAGGUUUAUGACGAUUGGUUUAGUGACACCUGCUGGUAACGGUGUAAAUUCAAGACUUUACAACUUUGUAAUUACUUUUCUCAGAUGUUUUUUCUAAAGGAUAAAAGUAGGAGACAAAAGGAAGCCGUAUGUUGACCCAAUGUUCAAAUUUGAAAGUUGGAAUAUAAUGAUAACAUUAUAUUUCUACACAGUGACUUUUACUGGAAAUAAAAUUGCAACAACAUAAAUAUCGUAUUAAAUAUAGUAUUAAAAAACAUACAACGUAUGUUUUAAUAUGUUGAAAGGCCACUAAAUUUGACUGUUUUACAAUUCUAAUAACAGGUUUAAUGACAUUUUAUUCACCGUUUACUGUUUGUAGCAUUUUCACAUUGGCUUUUAUUGUCUGCUAUUUUCCAAUAAAAAAGAAACGGAGACAAGAGUGGAAAAAUAACAUAAAUAAAAUAGAUGGAUCCUGAUGUAGUCCAAAUAUUUUUGUAAAACUUGUGGUGGAUGUGGAGGUCAUGAGACUGAUGUUUGAAUGUUAAAGUUGAGAUUUUAUUCUUCAGUGUAAAUGAAAAUGUGUUUGUGUCCAAAUAAUUUGAACUUGUGCAAAUGUUCAAUGUUAAAAAGAAUAAAAAGAAUUAAAAAUU
Solea senegalensis (Senegalese sole) is the source of this 3400-nucleotide messenger RNA. It is a transcript of the gene qsox2, whose product is annotated as quiescin Q6 sulfhydryl oxidase 2. The record is from RefSeq and is a predicted model, not a curated record. Gene Ontology annotation, biological process: protein folding. The coding region runs from base 106 to 2139 and encodes 677 amino acids. The transcript has 12 exons. Gene Ontology annotation, cellular component: Golgi membrane. NCBI's taxonomy places the organism in Eukaryota, Metazoa, Chordata, Actinopteri, Pleuronectiformes, Soleidae. Gene Ontology annotation, molecular function: flavin-dependent sulfhydryl oxidase activity; protein disulfide isomerase activity.